Messenger RNA from Cryphonectria parasitica EP155, 1158 nucleotides. RefSeq names its product ribonuclease H-like protein. Gene Ontology annotation, molecular function: RNA-DNA hybrid ribonuclease activity; RNA binding. The record is from RefSeq and is a predicted model, not a curated record. Bases 1 to 1158 code for a protein of 385 amino acids. The transcript has a single exon. Gene Ontology annotation, biological process: DNA replication, removal of RNA primer; mismatch repair. Lineage: Eukaryota; Fungi; Ascomycota; Sordariomycetes; Diaporthales; Cryphonectriaceae. Gene Ontology annotation, cellular component: ribonuclease H2 complex.
AUGACCGACGCCGCCGACCUCGAGACGACAUCACUCAACGACAUCUUCAUCCCGCCCUCUGUCCACCACGACGCCCUCCUCGGCGGCGAUAGCUACACACACUUCUCCUCCAUCCCGUCCGCCCUACUUCCUUCCGCCCCCGGCGCAGACGACGGCGUCCCCUGCUGUCUAGGCGUGGACGAGGCCGGGCGCGGUCCCGUGCUGGGCCCCAUGGUCUACGGCGUCUUCUACCUGCCACUGACCCUCUCCGACCCGCUCCUGCGCCAAGAGCACCACUUUGACGACUCCAAAGUCCUCACCCCCGCCGUGCGGUCCAGCCUCAUGCAGAAGCUGUGCACACCGCCUCCUCCUUCCCCUCCUGCAACCACUCCCCAGCCCGCCGAGGGCGAGGGCGACGGCAAUGGACACACCUCGCCGCAGCCCACCCUCUACACCCACACCGGCUGGGCCACCACCGCCCUCUCCGCCCGCUCCAUCUCCACCGCCAUGUACCGCCCCGGCACCGCCUACAACCUCAAUGCCCAGGCCAUGGACGCCACCGUCGCCCUCAUCCGCGGCGUCCUCGCCCGCGGCGUCAACGUGCGUGAGAUCUACGUCGACACCAUCGGCCCGCCCGCCACCUACCAGAAGAGGCUGGAGCGCUUCUUCCCCUCCGUGCGCGUCACCGUCGCCAAGAAGGCCGACAGUCUGUACCCCUGCGUGAGCGCCGCCAGCGUGUGCGCCAAGGUCACGCGGGAUGCCUGUCUGGAGGUGCUGUACGAGCAGCAGCUGGCCCGGGCCGGAGGAGGACGAGGAGGACGAGGAGGACGAGGAGGAGGACGAGGAGGCCAGAAUGCUGAUUCAGAAGGGAAGGAGGGUGGUGGAGGGAUUAUGGCGUGGGGCUCCGGCUAUCCGUCCGACGCGAGGUGUGUGAGCUGGAUGAGGGCGAACAUGCACCCUCUGUUUGGGUGGGGUCCCGAGUGCAGGUUCAGCUGGGGCACGGCCAAGGACAUGAUCGAGGCCAAGGGCGGCGCCGGUGUCAAGGUCGAAUGGCCGGUCGAGGACGACGGAGAGACGAGUCGGCUGACGGAUUUCUUUGUCGGUAUUGAUGAUCGCGACGAGACUGCUGAUGAGCUGGGGUCCUGGUUCGGGACUCCUGUUGCGUUAGAGACGUUCUGA